Molecule: messenger RNA, 2376 nt
Organism: Herpailurus yagouaroundi (jaguarundi)
Lineage: Eukaryota; Metazoa; Chordata; Mammalia; Carnivora; Felidae
Gene: HSD17B2
Product: hydroxysteroid 17-beta dehydrogenase 2
Exons: 5
Coding region: 142-1287 (381 amino acids)
Biological process (GO): steroid metabolic process
Cellular component (GO): intracellular membrane-bounded organelle
Molecular function (GO): estradiol 17-beta-dehydrogenase [NAD(P)+] activity; testosterone dehydrogenase (NAD+) activity
Source: RefSeq, a predicted model, not a curated record
GCUCAUCCGAAGCGUGCCGGGGUUCCUUUCUCCCCCUCCCUCCUUGCCUCUCUGUCCAUAUAUCCCAGGCUGCCUCCAGCCAGCCUUUGCCCACUCGUCUCGCUGGUCCUGAGCAGACAAAGGUGCAGGGCGUUUCUGAGAAUGAACACCUUCUCUGAGACAGCAUGGCUCUGCCUGGCUGUCCCCGCAGCGCUGGGAGGAAUAGUUCUUUACAAACUCAAGAAGAGCCCGGGGCAGGUGGGGAGGAAGGUGGUCUGCCUGGCGGGCCUCUGGGCAGGGGCUUACCUGCUCAGCCUGUCCCUCUUCUGGGGCUGGGUCCUCUUCCCCCUGUCCUGUUUCCUCAUGUGUGCUUGCUUAUCUGGCCACGAGUUUUUACCUGUGGAUCAAAAGGCGGUGCUGAUCACAGGUGGUGAUUCUGGAUUUGGCCAUGCCCUGUCCAAAUAUCUGGAUGAGCUUGGCUUCACGGUAUUUGUCGGAGUUCUGAAUGAAAAGGGACCAGGAGCAGAGGAACUGCGAAGAACCUGCUCCAAGCGCGUCUCCGUGCUCCAGAUGGACAUCACCAACCCGCAGCAGAUAAAAGACGCCCACAGCAAAGUGGUGGAAAAGGUGCAGAACAGAGGACUGUGGGCUGUGGUCAACAAUGCUGGGAUCAUUGGCUUACCAGCGGACGGGGAGCUCAUUCCCAUGACUAACUACAAACAAUGCAUGGCCGUGAACUUCUUUGGGGCCGUGGAGGUCACAAAGGCAUUUUUGCCUCUUCUUAGAAAAUCCAAGGGGAGGCUGGUGAACAUCAGCAGCAUGGCAGGAGGGGUCCCAUUGGAGAAGCUGGCAGCCUAUAGCUCAUCCAAGGCAGCUCUGACCAUGUUUUCAGCAGUGAUGAGACAAGAGCUUUCCAAAUGGGGAGUUAAAGUCUCUGUCAUCCAGCCUGGAGGCUUCAAAACAAGUAUCGCGGGCACGAGUGAAAUGUGGAACAAGCUGGAACAGGACAUCCUGGACAACCUUACCCCCGAAGUGCUAGAGGACUAUGGGCAGGACUAUAUCCUUGAGCAACGGGAUUAUCUCAAGUUCAUCAGCAGGUGUACCAACACUGAUAUGUCCCCUGUGCUCCUGGACAUCCGGCAUGCCGUGUCUGCUAAGAGCCCCUUUGCCUUUUACUCGCCAGGGCCGAUGGCUUAUCCAAUGCUCUGCUUUGUUUCAUUUAGUCCUACUGGCAUAUUUGAUUAUUUUAGCAAAAAGUUGUAUCACUUUAGAGGGAGCAUGCCCAAGGCGCUAACUAAGCAGGCCUAACUGAAGAACAAGGCAUGUAGGCAAAUAUGUGAGGAGUGUUAGUCUUGGAAUGAAAGUGAAACCUGAACUUCCCAUUAAAGUUGUGGUUUCCUACCUUGUAUUUCCUGUGAAGUCUGUUGGUUGAAUAGGAAUUAAUGCUGAGAAGGCUGGUGGCUAGAAAUGACCCCCAUGACAAAUGUGAAUUGAGGGUCAGCCUGCUCUGCACACAUACAUUUCAGAUAUUCUCUCAUCUAGUUCUCAUUAGAGAACCAUGGUAGGUAUCUUCACCCCUACUUAACAGGUAAGGGAAUGAAGGAUCAGAGAAGUUAAGUUGCCCAUUCAUUGUCACACAGCUAGCAAAAGGCAGUUCAAAUUGAAAUCCAGGCUGGAUCCCACUGCCUGCCAGAGGAGGAAGACAAAGAGAUGACAGGAAAAAUGAGAUAGAGAAGGGAAAAAGAGGAAGAACUGGCAAGGAUCAUAGUCAAAUGGAGUUUUUCUCGCUGUGAAUAGACAGCCUGCUGUAACUACUGUAUUCAAGGUACUGGUUCAAGUGUGUAAUCAGUGCUCUGUGCACCUCCUCUCCCUUCCUCUGUCUGGAGCCCUGGAGAAAAUAGGAUGAGGUUUCCCAUCUCAAGCAGGCCCCAGUGGCCUUUUGGCAGACCCAGGGCAUGUGAAUGGCUGAUUUAGUGUCCAUAGUAACUAUCACUUUCACCUUCCUCUGAGCAUCCCAGGCUGGAAAACCAGCAUCAUUACCUAGAGAAAUCAGCCAAAGGGAGCAAGCUCAGAUACUAAGAGAGGUGGGGGUCAAGUUCACCUGCAGGGGGCAAAAGGGGAGGAGCUGGUGAACAGAAGGGACAUAAAAGGAGCUAGAAAAAAUAGCAGCUUGACAUGAGGGAAGCAGAAGUCCAGACAUUAUUCAUUGCAAACCUCUCUUUGUCCCGUUUUCUGUCUAGAAUGUGAAGUUUCUUUCUCUAUUUUCCAACCUCCUGGAGAUUUUAGGAGGAUAAACUCACAAUGCUCUGCAAUUUCCCCCCAAAAUAAAAUAAUAAAUAACAAGAUAGUGAGAUAAACAGUUAUGAAAUUAUUAAUCUGAUAAAUUUUUAAUGGCUA